GCUGGCUUAUUCUGCAAACCCGGGGCGUGGACAGAUUUUCCGGAAGCGUCCGGCCUCGCGGGUUGGGCGGUGGGCCGUCGGGGGUGUGGCCGCCGCCGACCCCGCCUCCGCGGGCUCCCUGCGGCGGUGGUCGCUCAGCUCUCGGCUCGGAUCUCGGCUCAGGCCCGCAUCGCCGCCCGCGCCCGCCUGCUUACCGGACCAUGGCCCACGCGGAGCGCACCUUCAUCGCCAUCAAGCCCGACGGCGUGCAGCGCGGCCUGAUGGGCGAGAUCAUCAAGCGCUUCGAGCAGAAGGGAUUCCGCCUUGUGGCCAUGAAGUUCCUUCAGGCCUCUGAGGAGCUCCUGAAGCAGCACUACCUUGACCUGAAAGACCGCCCAUUCUUCCCAGGGCUGGUGAAGUACAUGAACUCAGGGCCGGUUGUGGCCAUGGUCUGGGAGGGCCUGAAUGUAGUGAAGACAGGGAGAGUGAUGCUUGGGGAGACCAACCCAGCGGAUUCUAAGCCAGGCACCAUUCGUGGCGACUUCUGCAUUCAAGUUGGCAGGAACAUCAUUCAUGGCAGUGAUUCAGUAAAAAGUGCUGAGAAAGAAAUCAGCCUGUGGUUUAAGCCUGAAGAACUGGUUGAGUACAAGUCUUGUGCUUUUGACUGGAUAUAUGAAUAAGAGGUGGACGGAGCAUCAGUCCCCUCUGGCACCAACUGAUGUGUCCCUGGGCACAGCUCUUCAUUCCACUAACUUGGAAGCAGUAGGAUGGAUGUUUCUUUCCUAAAGUAUAUCUACCAAUAAAGCCUUUGAAAACGG
Eubalaena glacialis (North Atlantic right whale) is the source of this 797-nucleotide messenger RNA. It is a transcript of the gene NME2, whose product is annotated as NME/NM23 nucleoside diphosphate kinase 2. Lineage: Eukaryota; Metazoa; Chordata; Mammalia; Artiodactyla; Balaenidae. Gene Ontology annotation, molecular function: nucleoside diphosphate kinase activity. The transcript has 5 exons. Bases 201 to 659 code for a protein of 152 amino acids. The record is from RefSeq and is a predicted model, not a curated record. Gene Ontology annotation, biological process: UTP biosynthetic process; CTP biosynthetic process; regulation of apoptotic process.